AUGUCCAGCCAAUAUCGCUCCCCCGACUCCCACAGAAGCCUAGCGAGGGAGCGCAAACGGGCCGCGCGGGCAUGCGACAUCUGCCGCCGCCAGAAAGAGCGGUGUGACGGCGGCGUCCCCUGCCGGCGAUGCUUCCGCCUAGGGCGCCAGUGUGAAUUCACAGGUGAUGCGGGCAGCGCCGCAUCGGGGCCCGGCCGGUCGGCGCCGGCGACGCAUGCCAUCGCCCGCAGCCAAAUGGGCAUUGACCAGGGCGCCUCGGCGCAGCAUAAGCGCUUGGAGUAUCUCGAGAGGAUCGUGCGCAGCCAGGCCGGGUCCGAGGCGCCGCUGGACUUGGACACUCUCCGGAACCUGGCAGACGAGGCAGACAGCCGGCGCAGUCCGUCCCGGACAUCGCACGAAGAUGAGGUUGACAAGUCCAUCACCAUGCAAUCUCUAGAUGGGAAUGUCAUGCAUUAUUCGGGCGAGUUUUCGCACUGGAACUUUUCCAUGCGCAUCAAGGACUGGCUAGACCAGAGCGUAGCACGACAGGUCCAAAAUGAGCAAACUCCUAAACCAUCCAUCGUAUUUGACGAAUAUUACCGGCCCGAUGAGCUUCGGUCCCCAGCCGGCUCUCUCGUGCAGCUCUCCUCGCUGCCGCCGCGUUCCAUCACCGACUUUCUCCUCCACUGCUUCUUCCAACACGCCGAGGCCAACUACAGCUUCGUCGACAGAGAGUGGCUGUGCACGCAGGUGGACAUUGUCUACGAAAACCCCAUGGCGCUGUCAAACAGAGACGUUGGCACCCUCUCGAUGAUCUUUACGAUGCUCGCCAUCGGUACGCAGUACGCCUACCUCGAGUCCGUCGCAGAGAGCAAGGGGGCUGCUACUGCUGCUGCCAGUGACGCGAAGCAGUUCAGCGAAGACGCGGUCGGUAUUCAGUUUUACAGAAAAGCGGCUCACCUGCUACCAGAGGUCAUUGCGGCCUCGUCGCUGCAGAGCGUGCAGGCGUGCCUGUUGAUGGGCAUGUAUACGCUCCCGGUGGACGCAUCCGGGCUGGCCUACAUAUACCUGAAUCUGGCGUUGAAGUUGGCGAUACAGAAUGGUAUGCACAGAACGCAUCCUGCAAACGAUGGAGAUGCGCGUGUCCGGGAGACACGAAAUCGCGUCUGGUGGGCACUCUACACAGUUGAGCAGCGAGUCGGUAUAUUUCACGGUCGUCCCAUCUCCAUCGCAAGCGUCGACGUUGACGCGGAUCUGCCGUCGCCACUGCCUAGCCCGACAGUAUCGUUUAGGAAUCCGGAGCUUCUACUCACCACCAUACAACUAAAUAAGUCCAACCUGCGAACUCUCCCAAAAACAGAAACCUCGGAGUGUGUCAAGAAGCUUGCUCAACUUCAGUCCGAGCUGGUCAAAUGGUGGGACGGUCUUGGAGACGCCGCGUUGUUCAACACUGAGCAGCCAAUUUCGGCCGCGUUCCGGCCGAGGAUGCACCUCCGGCUGGAGUACUGCAUGGUGCGCCUCUUUCUUGGCCGCAUCUUUAUCCUCCCGCAGGACGGCAAGCUUGACAGCGACAACCGCUCGACGCCGUCCUCGUCCGACACCACCUCGCGCAGCUCACGCGCGACUCUGGUGCGCGACUGCGCCGAGGCCGCGCUGUCGGUGAUUGACGCGUGCCGCGUCAUUUCGCGGGCCGUCGGGCUGGCGCGGGCGUCGUACACCGAGUUCAGCUCGUGCCGGGCGGCGCUGCUCGUCAUCACCACGCAGUGCCUGACGCAGGGCACGGAGCGGUUCCGGCAGGCGCUGCGCGACGGCGUCGUGAUGCUCAAGGACAUGUCGUCGGGCAGCCAGUCGUGGCACUCGGAGGCGUCCCUGAUUGAGGCGUUUGAGCGGGCGAUUGCGAGCAUGAUCACACGCCACCCGGCGGCGGCGGGGAGCGCGGCGGCGGUGUCGGAGGAGUCGGACUAUGCCAAGUUUAAAAAGUGGGAGCAGAGGGUGCAGAAGCAUCCGUCGGUGCCGGAGUCGACUGCGGCUAGCAUGGUUGGGUCUGAGGAGAUGGGGCCGAUGGCUGGCCAGGACUGGAGACCGACCGAGGCGGCGUGGAGAGAGGACACUAUGCUGAUGCCGUCGUGUACGCCGUUUUUCGGUGUGGAUGGUAAUUUUGCGUCGUUUCCGGAGAGCUUGGAUGAGCUGCCAUCCUUUUUGGAUACGAACUUUUGA
Molecule: messenger RNA, 2196 nt
Organism: Cordyceps militaris CM01
Lineage: Eukaryota; Fungi; Ascomycota; Sordariomycetes; Hypocreales; Cordycipitaceae
Product: C6 transcription factor (PrnA), putative
Exons: 6
Coding region: 1-2196 (731 amino acids)
Biological process (GO): DNA-templated transcription; regulation of DNA-templated transcription
Molecular function (GO): DNA binding; zinc ion binding; DNA-binding transcription factor activity, RNA polymerase II-specific
Source: RefSeq, a predicted model, not a curated record